Molecule: messenger RNA, 1080 nt
Organism: Exophiala spinifera
Lineage: Eukaryota; Fungi; Ascomycota; Eurotiomycetes; Chaetothyriales; Herpotrichiellaceae
Exons: 1
Coding region: 1-1080 (359 amino acids)
Molecular function (GO): oxidoreductase activity
Source: RefSeq, a predicted model, not a curated record
AUGGGCAGCAUUGAAAGUCCAGAUAUCGUACUAAUAAAGCCAUCGUCGGCUUGUUCAGUGGUACAUUCCAUUCUUGUCGCACAUGGUGUACCGCAAGAGCAUGCCACCUACGUCGCCGAUGCUCUCGUCCUCGCGGACCUUCGGGGGGUGGACUCUCACGGCAUCAAUCGCCUGCCAAGCUACAUCAGCCGGCUAGAAGCAGGAGCUCUGAACCCAGCUCCAAAGCUUGAAUUCCAAAUGAAGACACCGAUAAUGGCACUCUUGGAUGCCCAAAACACUUUCGGCUUCGUUGCAGCCUCAAUGGCCAUCGACAAAGGCAUCGAAAUGGCCUCAGCUUUUGGAAUGGGUGUGGUGGCAGUGAAACAUAGCAACCAUUAUGGUAUGGCUUCAGCAUACUUGUGCAGAGCUAUCGAGCAAGGAUACGCCGCAAUGGCAUUCACCAAUUCCAGCCGAUCCAUGCCUCCAUGGGGCGCCAAGGAACCUUUGUUCGGCACAAGCCCGUUCGCCAUCGGUCUCCCAGGUGGUGAUGAGGGCGACUUCAUCCUCGACAUGAGCCCUAGUGUCGCCGCUCGGGGGAAAAUCCGAAAAGCAGCUCGUCGAAAGGAGCGUAUUCCCGAAGGCUAUGCUCUUGACGAAUAUGGCCGCCCCACGACCGACCCAGAGGCGGCCUUGCGUGGCGUUGUGCUUCCUAUUGGAGGCCCGAAGGGAAGCGGGAUUGCAAUGAUGAUGGACAUCUUCGGAGGGCUACUCACCGGGGCCGCGUUCAAAGGUGAUGUGGUGGACAUGAACAAGAACAAGACCGAUCCUCAGAAUGUGGGACACUGGUUCAUGGUAUUCAAGCCCGAUGUGUUCCUGGACAGUCGAGCGGAGUAUGAAACUCGCAUGAACGAGCUGAUGCGAGCCGUCCGAGAGUGCGACAAGGCCGAAGGCGUCAAAAGGAUAUUUACCCCUGGGGAAAUUGAGGCGGAAUUGGCGCUGCGGAACCGGUUGCAAGGAAUCUCAUACACCAGUUCCGAGGUUGCUUCGAUAAACAAACUGGCUGAGCAAUCUGGGUCCACAGAAAGAUUGGUUUCCAUGUGA